Molecule: messenger RNA, 4124 nt
Organism: Clupea harengus (Atlantic herring)
Lineage: Eukaryota; Metazoa; Chordata; Actinopteri; Clupeiformes; Clupeidae
Gene: rfc1
Product: replication factor C (activator 1) 1
Exons: 25
Coding region: 115-3651 (1178 amino acids)
Biological process (GO): DNA repair; DNA replication
Cellular component (GO): nucleus; DNA replication factor C complex
Molecular function (GO): DNA clamp unloader activity; ATP hydrolysis activity; DNA clamp loader activity
Source: RefSeq, a predicted model, not a curated record
GCGUCAUCACACGGCGCCCAUGCGAAUCAUACUUGGCGCCAAAGAAGCCAUAACGAAAUUGUUGUUUAGUUGUCAGUCCAUAAUAAACUAGAAACCUAUGUUAUUUCUUUGAUCAUGGACAUUCGCAGAUUUUUUGCCCCCUCAAAACCAGCUCCUCCUAAAGCCCCCUCGGACAGCGGUAUCAGGACAGAUGAAGAACAGAAGCUCAUCAAAAAGAAAUCAGUGUCCAAGAGCUCAGAGGAGAAGCUGUCUGGAAAGAGGAAGAAGAGAGCAGUCAUAGACUCUGACUCUGAGGAAGAGGAGAAGAAACAGAGGAAGCCAAAAAAAGAACGGCAGAAAGAGAAAGCAGACCCCCCAGUAAAGACAGAAAAAGAGAAGAAAGGACCAAUCCAGUAUGUGUCUGAUUCAGAUUCAGAUGAUGCAUUUCUCUCCUUGAAGAAGCCAGUGGAGAAUGGCCUUAAGAAGGCUGGGAAAGGUGCCGAGAAGAAAACGCAAAAGGGUCUCACUAAAGAUUCAGUCAAAUCACCCCCCAAAUCACUUGUCAAGUCCCCUACUAUACCCAAGCCAAAACUCACAUCUCCAGUCAGGCCCAAAUUAUUAUCCCCACCUAAACAAACUCACACCUCAGUACUGGACUACUUUGGCUCCUGUAGUGUCCAGCGCUCGGAUAAGAAGCUUGUGGCCAGUGUCAAAAGGAAAGCACAAACUCAGGACCUAGAUGAGUCUCAGAAUGAUGAGGUCAUUGCAACGCAGCUGCAGAUGGACGAGGAUAUGGAGUUGGAAAAACAGAUUCAUGAGGACGAAGAGUUUGCCCGAACUCUAGCUAUGCUAGAUGAGGCUCCACUUGCUAAAAAGGCUCGUAAGGAUUCUGGUGAGGGGCCCAGCUCCAGCUCCUCCAUCAGUAAACUGGCGAAUAGGACAGACCAUGUAAGCCACAACCAGAAGCUGCCAUCACCCACAAAGGCUCCUAAGGACUCUGGGGACAGACCCGGUCCCAUCCCCUCUCCCACCAAACAGACCAUCAAGAUGGAAAGCCAGAACCAGAGGCAGCCCACACCCAAGACCACACCCAAGAAGGCCAGCUCCAAAUUGGCCUCCUUGAAACGCAGGGAUGAGGAGCAGGAGUGCAUAAAAAAGGAGGAGAAGGAGGAGAAGGAGGAGAAGAAGGUUUUCUCACCCAAAAAAGAGCCCACUCACUCCGAGAGAGCAUUCACGCCCAAAACAGGAGGUGCAAGUACUAGAACAGGAAGUGCUAUUACACCGAAAACAGGAAGUGCUGGUACACCUGGUUCAAGCAAAGUCUCUCCUAAAAAGCCAGAUACCAGUCCAGAGGAUUCUGAGAAACGCCGGGGAAAUUCUGCUGCCUUCCGGAACUUCCUGAAUAGAGACGGUCCACGUGCGCUUGGCUCCAAAGAGAUCCCUGUGGGUGCUGAGAACUGUCUGGAGGGCCUGACAUUUGUGGUCACUGGUGUGCUGGAGUCCAUUGAACGUGAUGAGGCGAAGACUCUUAUAGAACGCUAUGGAGGGAAAGUGACUGGAAAUAUCAGCAGAAAGACCAGUUAUCUAGUGUUGGGGCGGGAUGGCGGAGUUUCCAAGACUGAGAAAGCAGAAAGUCUUGGCACUCAGAUCCUUGAUGAAGAUGGUCUACUGGAGCUAAUUCGGAACAAACCUGGAAAAAAAUCCAAAUAUGAGAUUGCUGCUGAAACAGAGAAUAAAAGCGUGAAGAGUAAGACCAAGGCCUCCCCUCGUACCCAGACCCCUAGGGCCUCUCCUCGUACCCAGACCCCGAGGACCUCUCCUCGUACCAAGACCCCUAGGACCCCACAGCACACACCCAGUCCUCGGAAGGCCCGCCAGCUAGGGGCCAAAGGUCAAAAAACGCCGGAAAAGUCAGUGGUGAAGAAGGUGCUGACCUUUGGGCAGUCGUCUGCCACAGAGGAUUCUGGGAGCAGUCUGAUGUGGGUGGAUAAGUACCGCCCUCAAAGCCUGAAGGCUGUGAUUGGUCAGCAGGGUGAGCAGAGUUGUGCAUCUAAACUGCGGCGCUGGCUCCAGAGCUGGUACAGUAACCACAGUGGAGACAAACCUGCAGCGGCGCGUUUUGGUCGUUUCGGAGGUAAAGACGAUGGGGCGACUCUCAAAGCAGCGUUGCUGUCAGGACCUCCUGGUGUUGGAAAAACGACCACAGCCGCUCUCGUGUGUCAGGAGUUGGGUUACAGUUAUGUGGAGAUGAACGCCAGCUGUGCGCGCAGUAAGAACACUCUGAAGGAGGUGAUCGCCGAGUCUCUGAACAACACCAGCAUCAAGAACUUCUACUCAGGUACAUCUCAAACGGUCAGCAGGAAACAUGUGCUGAUCAUGGAUGAGGUGGAUGGCAUGGCGGGAAAUGAAGACCGAGGGGGCAUUCAGGAGAUGAUUUCUUUAAUAAAGACCUCCAAGAUCCCCAUCAUCUGCAUGUGUAACGACCGCAACCACCAAAAAAUCCGCUCACUUGCCAACUAUUGCUUUGACCUGCGUUUCCAGCGGCCACGCUUGGAGCAGAUUAAGGGUGCGAUGAUGUCCAUUUGUUUCAAAGAAGGCGUGAAGAUCCCCCCUCCAGCUCUCAAUGAGAUUAUUUUAGCAUCCAAUCAGGAUGUCCGACAGGUGCUGCAUAAUCUCAGUAUGUGGUCAGCCAAAGACAAAGUCAUGACCUAUGACCAGGUUAAAGCAGACGCCAACAACGCCAGGAAAGACAUGAAAAUGGGGCCCUUUGAUGUGUGCCGAAAAGUGUUUGCAUCGGGAGACGAGGCCAAACAGAUGAGUUUGAUGGAUAAGUCAGACCUGUUCUUCCAUGACUAUUCUCUGGCACCACUUUUCGUCCAGGAGAAUUAUGUACACGUCAGACCUGCAGCUGCAGGCGGUAACCUGAAGAGCCACAUGGUGCUGCUGAGCAAAACUGCAGACAGCAUCUGUGAUGGAGACCUGGUGGACCGGCAGAUCCGUUCCAAACAGACCUGGUCUCUGCUGCCCACACAGGCCGUCUACGCCAGCGUGCUGCCCGGCGCGUUAAUGAGCGGCUACAUGAGCCAGUUCCCCACGUUCCCCAGCUGGCUGGGCAAGUUCUCCUCCACGGGGAAACACAGCCGCAUCAUCCAGGAGCUGGCGUCCCACAUGUGCCUGAGGACCCUGAGCAGUAAGCAGGCGGUGAAUCUGGACUACCUGCCCUACAUGCGCUCGGCCCUGCUGGAGCCUCUGCAGAGGGCCGGAGCCGAGGGGGCCAGCCAAUCAGUGCAGCUCAUGGACGACUACAACCUCAUCAAAGAGGAUGUGGACUGCAUUAUGGAGAUAAGCACAUGGGGAGGCAGACCUGACCCCUACUCCAAACUCGACCCCAAGGUGAAAGCGGCCUUCACGCGGGCCUAUAACAAGGAGAGCCACUUGACCCCGUACUCGCUGCAGGCUGUGAAGAAGGGCAGGCGAGGAGGACCUGAGGCGGACCUAGCGACGCAGGAUGGCGACAACGACAACGACUCACAGCAACAGGAGGAAGAGGAGGAAGAACAGGGGGUUGAUGCCAUGAUCAAGCAGAAGAAGGCUAAGCCCGUGAAAGUGAAAGCAGAGGAUUCUGGGAAAGGCAAAGGCAAGGGCAAAGGGAGAGGAAAAGGCAAGAAGUGACCCCUGGCUACACACCACACCUCACCUCACCUCAGCGCCACACAAAGGACCACCCCACCUAAACUCUCCCGCCACGUCUGCCUGUGAACGGGCCCGCUGUACAGACUCCUUCAAAAGGCUUUUGUAGUCUCCUGCCAUCCUCCCCUCUCACCUUCCUUCUCUUGUUAACCACACUAUUGUGUGUUGUAUGAUAACCUUUCUCUGCCUUGGGCUGUGCUGUCAUAGUAACAGAGUGACCUGUGAUGUAAAUAUAACCUUGCAUUGCUAACUGAACAGUUUCCAUAGCUCCAUAUGGGAAGCACUUUAGACAGCAGACUUGUCUUUUUGAUAGACCCACAUUUUGCUGAACAUUUCUGUGAUCUAAACCACUUUAGACAGCAGACUUGUCUUUUUGAUAGACCCACAAUUCGCUGUACAUUUCUGUGAUCUAAACCAAUUUGCAAGGGUAAGUAAUAAACUGUUACAUACCAUGA